This is a messenger RNA of Striga hermonthica, 164 nucleotides long. The record is from the annotation of a GenBank genome assembly. Lineage: Eukaryota; Viridiplantae; Streptophyta; Magnoliopsida; Lamiales; Orobanchaceae.
CCUCCUGGUAAGGAUCUGACUGUGAGUCUUCGUACUUUGAGUGAAAAGUCGGCUCCUAAGCAAGAUUUGACUCCUUCUGUCGUUCCUACUAAGUGGGAGGAAUUUGUGGUUCAACAACUCUCUGAAUGGGACGAGAUGGCCAAGAAAGUUGCUGCUCAACAGGC